Molecule: messenger RNA, 2200 nt
Organism: Megalops cyprinoides (Indo-Pacific tarpon)
Lineage: Eukaryota; Metazoa; Chordata; Actinopteri; Elopiformes; Megalopidae
Product: ras-related protein Rab-2A-like
Exons: 8
Coding region: 168-806 (212 amino acids)
Cellular component (GO): Golgi apparatus
Molecular function (GO): GTPase activity; GTP binding
Source: RefSeq, a predicted model, not a curated record
GGAACGUGUGACGUAGGCGGUCGGACUCGGAGGGGUUUAUUGUUCCUUUUCGUCGGAGAGCAAAAGAGGGGCUGGCUAAGCCUGUAUUUGUUUUGCAGGAGGUUUGGGAGUGAGAAGAGUUAGCUAGUCCACAGUACGAAGAAAGGUAGACAGAGCGUCCAGCUGCCAUGGCAUACGCGUACCUCUUCAAGUACAUCAUUAUUGGGGAUACGGGAGUGGGGAAGUCAUGUUUAUUGUUACAGUUCACAGAUAAGAGGUUUCAGCCGGUGCAUGACCUCACUAUUGGUGUAGAAUUUGGUGCACGAAUGAUCACUAUUGAUGGAAAACAGAUAAAACUACAGAUCUGGGAUACAGCCGGCCAGGAGUCCUUCCGAUCCAUCACGAGGUCCUACUACAGAGGUGCGGCUGGGGCGCUCUUAGUGUACGACAUCACAAGAAGAGACACCUUCAACCACUUGACAACCUGGUUAGAAGACGCGCGUCAACAUUCCAACUCCAAUAUGGUCAUCAUGCUUAUCGGAAACAAGAGUGACCUGGAGUCCCGGCGAGAGGUGGAAAAGGAGGAGGGGGAGGCCUUUGCCAGAGAACACGGCCUCAUCUUUAUGGAAACCUCUGCUAAGACAGCAUCAAAUGUAGAGGAGGCAUUCAUCAACACAGCAAAGGAGAUUUAUGAGAAGAUUCAGGAGGGUGUCUUUGAUAUAAACAAUGAGGCAAACGGCAUUAAAAUAGGACCUCAGCACGCUGCAACCAACGCGACACUUUCAGGAAGCCAGGGAGGACAGCAGGCUGGAGGAGGCUGCUGCUGAGGCCUCCGCGUUUCCACUUGACUGGUUGGGUGUACUAACCUUUUUCUUACCCUCCCCACUCCAGCCCAACCCAGCAAUUCGACUCAUUUACUAGAUGGCUGUCCGUCAAGAGUAAAGCCAAGUGCUUCACAAUCCCUGUUAAACCUUGAAGUCUGUCUGGGCUCCAACAGACACAGUUAACGUUCAUCUAAAAUGACGACAUUUUGAGGAUCGUAUUGAUAUAUUUUUUUUUUCCAGUCAGUUGUUGUGUUUCUUGAUUCUUAUUUUUUGUUAUGUUGCUUGUGCCCUUUUGACUUCAAUAAUGGAAUCAUAUUAAACACUACAAAGUCAUCCAAGUAUUUUAAUCAGUUCAUGUGGACAAAGUCCCCGGCUAUUUCGGUUACCUGAAGUAACAAAAAAAACUGUAGGACUGUCAGCCAGCCAUUUUCAAAGUGAAGACGAGAAGAAGAGCAGGACUGUUUUAAUUCUAUGAUAAUGUAUUUAUCAUUCACCUUUUUGUAAAUAUAGUUAUGAUUUCUUGCUUUGGUGUAUCUUGACCAAGUUACAAUACUUUACAGAAUUUGCUGAUAUUCUCUUACUGUACAAUUAGAGCUAUGAACUGCAACAGUAUUGCUAUACCUGCUUUGACAAACCUUUUUAAUCCUACUCCGCAGUUUCCCCUGUUUGGUCUUGCCAUCUGCCUUUUCCUUAUCUCUCCACUAACUCCAAACUGCUCAGUGUAUAGCAACGUUGGCUCAAUAUCCUUCUAUUUUAAUGCCAAAUUAUGUGAUCUAUAACCACAUCUCCAGAAACAGAUCACCCUCUCUCCAGAAAUGGAUCAGCUGUUUGCCUUAAAAGAGAUGCUGAUAUUUAUAGCAGAAGAAAGGUUAAUGCAUCAUUCAGUCUAGGGAGAUUCAUGCUAUAAUAAUAUAUCAUUUCUUAUCAGAAUUUAUUUUUCAGGUUAAUCUGCAACAGAGUUUUAGUGCAGAUCAAUAUUAAACUUUAGAUGUCUGUGGUUGUGUAAAGAUUUGCUUUUUUGGCAGUGUGUUCUGUUUAUGGAUAUAUGGUGAACAACUUGUCUAUUGUGAAAAGGGUGAUAAAAGCCAAACCUGGAGUAUCUAUGUGACCCUCAAAUUUAUUUGCUGUGUUGGUUCUUUUGAGAUGAAAUGUUACAACAAUGAAAAAUAAAUAAUCCUUGUGGAUUAUUUACACACACAUACAUACGGAAUAGAUAGAGACUUAUUUUAUGACAGUGUGAAAAUUAUGGUGGUCACUUUUUUCCUUUGCCUACUUGCUUUUUUUUGCAUUAAUCAUCUCUAAUUUAUUUUUCUCCAUACAAAUCUGCAUCCUCUGGCUCAUGUGCAUUGGUCAUUAUCCAGACAUCUGUAUAAAAUAAAAAUUCCCCCUGUCUUGGA